Molecule: messenger RNA, 1236 nt
Organism: Ostrinia furnacalis (Asian corn borer)
Lineage: Eukaryota; Metazoa; Arthropoda; Insecta; Lepidoptera; Crambidae
Gene: ND-13B
Product: NADH dehydrogenase (ubiquinone) subunit ND-13B
Exons: 3
Coding region: 105-461 (118 amino acids)
Biological process (GO): respiratory electron transport chain
Cellular component (GO): respiratory chain complex I
Source: RefSeq, a predicted model, not a curated record
AUUCAUUUGACAGUGACAGCCAAACUGCCAAAGUGACAAUAAAAAAACAGAAUUGUCGAAUUUGUAAAAAAUUAAGUUGGUGUUAUCUAACCAGUAUUUUCAGCAUGGGCUUGUUAAAAAAGACAACAGGUCUCACGGGUUUGGCAGUGGCAGCUAACCCACAUCACACUCUAGGUGCACUUUAUGGCAAGAUAUUAAGAACUAUUCAAAAAAUGCCUGAGGCCUCAGUCUACCGCAAAUACACUGAGCAAAUAGUUCGCGAACGAGCUGCGAUUCUGCAACAAACCAAGGAUGUGUAUGAAAUUGAACAAAAAAUUAACUGUGGACAAGCUGAAGAAUUAAUCAUCCAAGCUGAAAAUGAAUUGAACUUAGCUCGCAAAAUGUUAAAUUGGAAACCCUGGGAACCUUUGGUUGCAAAGCCCCCCAAAGGACAGUGGGACUGGCCUCCAGCACAGCCUUGAAUUAAUUGUAGUCUGUCAGUACCUACAUUCAAAAUAUUGUUUACUUAAUUCAAUAACACUAUUAUUAUUUAAAAACAUUUAUUUGUAGUUGAAAUAAAAAUCUUGAACUCAUAAUAACAUUUUUAUUAUUUUCUGAUAAGACUGCUUUUGUCCAAUUAAUUAAAUUGACAUCAAUGCAUUUAUCAUAAUAAGUGCCUAGGUACUAGAUUGUUGAAUAAUAAAGUUGUUAUUCAAAUAAAAAAAUAAUGCUUAAUUUUGCUAAUAAUGUAUGUACAUAUGCCAAAGUUGGAGCUUUUUACAUUUCAUUAUGAAUUGAUCUUUCAAUUUAAAAAAAUAAAAUACCAGAAUAAUAAGAAGUGUUUUUUUUUUAAAUAAAUACCUACAGAUUACAAUACUAUUUAAUAAUCUAGUAUUUAUGUGUAGAAAAAAUAAUAUACUUGCAGAAUGCAAAUAAAGAAAUCUUGCAAUUUAAAUUAUGUCAUGGUCAUCAAAACAGCACAAUGUCAUUUGAAGUAAUAAAUGCAAUUCUGAUUUUUUGUUCAUAAACAUAGUUUAACUUUUUAAUAAUAAAAAAUAUAGGUACAAGUCUGUCUGUAACCAUUUUACUAGUCUUUGGCUCAUAUCUGCAGUAAGUACAAAAUCUAUUACUAUUAUGGUUACUACGUUUUUAGAGUGGAAAUAGAUUCAGUAUUAGCAUGGAAGGUCCAUGAGUAUUAGCAUAUAUUUACUGUGUUGGAAUGUGUAUAUUAUAUGUGGUAUGUUCAUAGAUUAACAU